AUGGCUCUUUCUGGCAGGCGAGUUAGAAAUGGAGAUGGCCUGGUGGAAGCAUGGCCAGCUCGGCUCCUGGAGAAGGCUCUGACCAGUGCCCAGUGUGCGGACGAGGACCACUUACAACACAGGGUUUAUCUGCUCUGCGAAGCUGCUGCAGACUGCAAGGGGGAGCUGAGUUCUUCACUAAACAAGCUGAAGCAGAAGCUCAACAUCAUUGACAAAGUGUCUCUCAAUAAUCAACACAUUUCUAAAUACAACCAGGCUGUGGCAGGACUCGCAGAGGAACAAAUAAAAAAGGAUUUUGCGCAGCUCCAUCAAUGGCUACAGAAGGAGGAAGAAAACAAAUUGCAUCUAUUGAAACAAGACAAAGACAAAAAGAUGAAAGAAUUACACGAGCAAAUGGAACUCAGGCAGGAGAUGGUGAUGUCGCUGGAGGAGAGGAUCCGUCUGACAGAAGGAGAGCUGCGCACAGGCGGAGAUGGGGUCCAGUUUUUAAUGGAUUAUAAAGUGCCCAGCAAAAUACAAUGUGCUGAUGAGAAAAAGCCAAAGAUGAAUUUUCUUAUAAAUGUGGCAAAAUAUCUGGGAAAUCUAAAAUUCUCAAUAUGGCACAAGAUGAAACAGAGCGCCCUCUACUCUCCUGUGACUUUAGACCCCAGAACAGCAGGACAGAACCUGACGCUGCCUUUUCCUCUGAUCACGGCACAUUUUUCACCUGCUGCGAAGGAACCAAAGCCUCCGUGUGUCCCGGACCAUCCAGAAGGCUUUCAGCCCCAGUCCUCUGUCCUGUCCAGAGAAGGCUUCAGCUCAGGACUGCACUGCUGGGACAUUCAGGUGGGUAACUGCAAUAACUGGACCGUGGGUGUGGCCUCCCAGGACAUAGAGAGGCGAGUCCAGUCUGAAGCGUGCCCUGAAACCGGACUGUGGUGCAUCAGUUUGAGAGACGGCCGGUUGUCUGCCCUCACCACGCCCCCCCACGCUCUGCCCUACAGCUCCUCCUGCCCACUGGAGAAGAUCCACGUCACACUGGACUGGGACAGCGGCAGCCUGGAGUUCCACAACGCAGGAACAGACACGAGAAUUUUCACAUUCACACAUCGCUUCACGGAGACGGUUUACCCAUAUUUUGAGACAACGUCCAACACCGGAGACCUCUCUGUGGUGCCGAGAGAAGUCAGUGUCAGCGUGGCUUUGGAGGGCGAGAUUGCUGAGGAUUUGGUCUCCGAAAAUUGUGAAAUAGUGAGCUCUCAGACAGUAAUCCAAGGGAAGAGCAAGAAAACUAAGAAGCGUAUUUUAAAACCUGGCCUUGUCAAAACACAGCCAGCCAAGACAGCCCAGAAAGUGCAGCUCUGUGAGGAGUACCAUGUGUCGCUGUUCAGGUUACAAAAGAGCAAUGACUCCUGCAAUCAGAUAAAACAUGGAUGA
This is a messenger RNA of Knipowitschia caucasica, 1416 nucleotides long. The record is from the annotation of a GenBank genome assembly. Lineage: Eukaryota; Metazoa; Chordata; Actinopteri; Gobiiformes; Gobiidae.